Messenger RNA from Stylophora pistillata, 2880 nucleotides. Its product is annotated as pseudouridylate synthase 7 homolog. Gene Ontology annotation, biological process: pseudouridine synthesis. Gene Ontology annotation, molecular function: pseudouridine synthase activity; RNA binding. The record is from RefSeq and is a predicted model, not a curated record. Gene Ontology annotation, cellular component: nucleus. NCBI's taxonomy places the organism in Eukaryota, Metazoa, Cnidaria, Anthozoa, Scleractinia, Pocilloporidae.
UGUUAAUCAUAAUCUUUACGAACCGCAGUUCAAACGCCCUAGAAUAGUUUCAGAAUCCGCGAAAACGAGCGAUGACAGAGAGGCUGAUAAAUUAGGUUUAGAUAAAAAUGGAGAACAAGCGAACUGCCAUCAAAGAAACGAGACCGAUGGAAAACUUCGAAGUGAAAUUAUUAUUGGUACAAAGCACGUGCUUAAUGAAAACCCAGAAGAGACCGACGAAAUGAGGGCAAGUACAGAGCAAGGAAAAGAUUCAUCGGUUGGAAAAGCAUCUGAAGAUGGCUCUGAUAUCUUGAGAGAAACUUGUGUUUCGGAGAAGGACGUUGGAAUUUUGGAAUUCGUGGCCAACUUACCCGGAUUUCAUGGAGUCCUGAAACAGAGAUACACGGAUUUCAUCGUCAGAGAGAGGGACCUCCAGGGAAAUAUUGUGCGAUUAACUGAUACAUCUUUACCUCGGAAAGAAAAGAGUCAAGAAUUUGGGCUUGAUAUUUUAAGUGAAGAAGAGAAAAUGAAAAUUAAACAAGUUAUUGAUGAUGAGGAGAAGAAAACCUCAGUGACUUUAUCACCUGAUGAUGACAAGGACCACAGAAGAUUGGUUCACAGAGCCAUCAGAGAAAACUUUGCCUUUUUAGAUAGUGACACAGUUGAUGUAGGGAACCAAAAGGCAGUCCGAGUAUUUCAUAACCGUGAUUCAGAUGGCAAGCAAAGGAGCAGCCGAUGGCCAGCAGAACUUGGAGAUUAUUGCUGGUUUGUUCUCUACAAAGAAAACAAAGACACUAUGGAUGCAAUUAAUCUAUUGAGCAAACUUCUUAGAAUCAAAGCAGGGAGUUUUGGUUAUGCUGGAACCAAGGACCGCAGGGCAGUAACUACCCAAAAAGUGUCUGUUUACAGAGUAAAGGUUGAACAAUUACAGGAAUUAAACAAAAGUCUUCGAAACAUAUGUCUUGGCAACUUCCAGUAUUGUAAAGAGCCUCUUAAACUUGGCUCUUUAUCAGGGAAUCAUUUUGUCAUCACACUCAGGAAUGUAGUUGGGGAUCAUGGAGAGAUAGAAGAAAGUUUGAAAUCACUGAAAAUCAAUGGUUUUAUAAAUUACUUUGGAUUGCAAAGGUUUGGGACAACCUCAGUUCCCACACAUAAAAUAGGCUGUGCGUUGCUUCUUAGUAACUGGUCUGAGGCCGUUGAUCUGCUUCUUAAUCCACGUUCUGGUGAAGCAGAUGACCUCACAGCUGCUCGGCAACACUGGAAAGACACCCAUGAUGCUAAGGAGACUCUGAAAAGACUUCCUAAAAGGAAAGGAAUUGAGAGUGACCUUUUACUUGGCCUUGUGAGGCAUGGACCUUCAGGUUUGGUGAAAGCCCUCCAGUCCAUCUCCAGGAACACCAGACUCAUGUAUGUCCAUGCAUAUCAAAGCUACGUAUGGAACUACAUGGCAUCCAAGCGCAUUAAGGAGCACGGAAUGCAGCCAAUCGUAGGUGACCUGGUUGUGGCUUCAAAAUCAGCAGCACCAUGUACCACAGACACAGGGCCGCAAGACAAGGUUGAAUUUAUUUCCGAGCCAAGCAGAACAUCGGUUACCGUUGUUACCGAGGAGCUGAUCAAAACAGGGCAGUUCACAAUCCAUGACGUUGUUCUUCCACUUCCUGGAUACGACGUUGCAUACCCUAACAACAGCUUGAAAGCUGAGUACAGAAAAAUAAUGGCCAACGACGGACUGGACAUCGAGAACAUGAGGCAUAAAGUAAAGGACUACUCCCUGUCGGGCGCUUAUCGGAAAUUACUCGUCAAGCCGAGCCUCACGAGCUGGCGCUGGUUGCGUUACAAUGACGUCAAACAACCGUUAGUUGUAACCGACAAGGAAGCUAUGUCUGGUGCCCAGGAGCCCGAGUCAGUUCCAGACGGAAAGUACUGGGCGCUACAAUUGGAAUUUACGUUACCCACCUCAGCGUAUGCUACGAUGGCCUUACGUGAGGUUCUGAGGAGUGAUACGUCAUCUGCUUAUCAAUCCACUCUCAACCAGGAAUGAAACGUGGAUGCACAGACUUAGAAAGCUUUAAACUUCAAAGACACAAAAGGGCCGACGUGUGUUUUUAUGAACUUUUACUAACCGUCACUUGCAAGAAUUGAUUGCUUGUAACCCUGGUUGUUAAAUCUGAAAAUGUGAUUCGCUUUUGUAACCUUUCCAUUUGUCUGCCUGACCUAUCAUAACUAUUGAAGCAAGAAAAGACUCAUUGAUCCCUUCUGAAAGUGAUGAAGUGAAAUCUCUUCUGAAACAGCGCCUUGUGGAAGGAAAAGACGAUUUAGAUUUUCCCUCGUGGACUGCGAAACAACAGUUUAAGGUAAAUCAACUUUCAAAUGGGCGUUUUUUUGGCCAUCUACUUUUUUCAGGCGAAUAAAUUCCGCUUUCCUUGAGGCGGGAAUAAGAUGAAAUGGAUCUUACAAAUUCGGUUGUAUGGCGUUUGUCGCGUAUGUCAUGUACAAGUAUGUCGUGCCAAUAGGUAAUGAUAUAAGUGUAACAAAAUAAGUAAGCAAGAAAACUAUUUUUUUUUUGUUAUAGUUUCUCAACGAUUUACAACCGGUGACACGUUUAGUACUCUCACGAACUCGAUCAAUCAUGUUCUGCUACAACGUAUUUACACUGUACAUUGCUUCACUGUUGUGGCAGCAAAACUUUAGGUAAUCUUGAUCAACUGACCUUCGUCAAGUUGUUAAAUCUGAAUACAAUUUUGUACUUUUGCUUAGAUAAUACUUUAGUACCGAUAACAAUUGCUUCUUAUGCGAAUGUCUGACAGUAUAUACUUCAUCUCUCUUUUUGUUACGAUUACGCAAGCAGUUUUCGAACGUCUGGCUCGUUGAAAGUUUGUAAAUAAUUUGCCCAUUUCUGGA